Daucus carota subsp. sativus is the source of this 1188-nucleotide messenger RNA. RefSeq names its product nuclear transcription factor Y subunit C-2. Lineage: Eukaryota; Viridiplantae; Streptophyta; Magnoliopsida; Apiales; Apiaceae. Gene Ontology annotation, biological process: regulation of transcription by RNA polymerase II. The record is from RefSeq and is a predicted model, not a curated record. Gene Ontology annotation, molecular function: RNA polymerase II cis-regulatory region sequence-specific DNA binding; DNA-binding transcription factor activity, RNA polymerase II-specific; protein heterodimerization activity. Gene Ontology annotation, cellular component: nucleus. The transcript is spliced from 2 exons. Bases 196 to 945 code for a protein of 249 amino acids.
UAAAACCAGAAAAAACAUAAAUAGAAAGAAUAGAUUUGUACCUCUCUCUUUUGUCUCCAUCUCUCAGUCUUUACUGCUGCUCAGUCUUCCCUAUAUAUAACAAGAAAAGUGUAUGUAUAUUAGUUUCACAGCUUCAGAGCUUCUCCUCUGCAAAUUCCAUUCAGGAAUAUUUAAGUGAAGGCUAGUAGGAAUUCAAUGGAUGAAUCAGAAGAACCUCAGCAACAACAGGAAGCCGUGAUAGACAGUGCUGGUCAGAUGACUUAUGGUGUGCCUCAUUACCAUGCUGUUGGACUAGGAGUUGCAACGGGUACGCCUGUGGUACCGGUGUCUGCCCCAACUCAGCAUCCAACUGGCGCGACUUCUCAGCAGCAGCCUGAAUACUACGAGGCGCAACAUGUCUACCAGCAACAGCAGCUGCAACUACGGACUCAGCUACAGGCAUUCUGGGCUAACCAGAUACAGGAAAUUGGACAGACACCCGACUUCAAGAAUCAUAGCCUUCCCCUUGCUCGCAUAAAAAAGAUUAUGAAAGCUGAUGAAGAUGUGAGGAUGAUUUCAUCCGAAGCCCCUGUCAUAUUUGCAAAGGCCUGUGAGAUGUUCAUCUUGGAGCUGACUAUGCGUUCUUGGUUACUUACCGAGGAGAACAAAAGGAGAACGCUGCAGAAGAAUGACAUUGCUGCUGCAAUAUCAAGAACUGAUAUUUUCGAUUUUCUGGUUGAUAUCAUCCCAAGAGAUGAGUUGAAGGAAGAAGGUCUUGGUAUCACCAAGGCUACAAUUCCGCUGCUGGGUUCACCUGCUGAUUCUGUACCAUACUACUAUGUUCCGCAGCAGCAUGCUGUGGAACAAGCAGGGUUCUAUCCUGAUCAGCAGGCCCACCCGCAGCUACCAUACAUGUCGUGGCAGCAGCCCCAUGAACAUAAAGAUCAGGAGGAAAAUGGAGAUUAAUUUCAUUGCUGAGUAAUUUUAUGGAUCUACCGUGGUACCUUUUGUAAUUUGUUGAUGUUCAUGAUGAAUUUCUGUAGCUUUAAUCAGUGGUCUUGUAGUAUGGUAUCGUACUCUAAACUAUGCAAGUUUAAGUUCUGAGCAGGACAAGGUGAAACUGCCUAAUGGGUUGCACCUAGUCUCUUUUGUGGUUGCUCCCCUCCCAUGCAUAUUUUAAGGUCAUUUGACAGAGUAAUUUGGUUUCAA